CUGAGACAUAAGUGACAGCUAAAAGUCGUUGCUAUAAUAGUAUGGCCUGUUCUCGCUGUUGCCCAACACAAAGUACUUCUCAACGGCGUACUGAUGGGAUCGUCACAACUCACGAUCCCCACAUGGACUCUGUGACCAAGUUGCCAUCGCUGGCUUCACUGGAAGACACUUUGCAUGUAAAUCAAAGCGAAGCCCUCCAAGCACGCAAUCUCGCGACAGCAGUUCAUGAAUCUACCUCAGCACUCGAUCGGGUACACAUAUAUCUAGAGCAGUUCCUGGCAGUCCGCGUCGAAGCAUACGCGCAACAGGGCAAAGUCGUAAAGGUGUACAGUGACGCCGUAUUUUUUGUCGACAACUUCCCAGGCUAUUUGAGAGCAAAUGUUAUCGCCACACGUAUUCUUAUCGACACAUUAUUCUACCUCUCCAAUGAAGCUCACCAUAUGCUUGAAAAGCGUAUGGACAUGAUGCUCACCGUGAUCCUAAACGAGCUCUCUUUUGAAUCCUGCGAAUUACGAACAGAAUACAACGGGGGUGUGGAUCUAGCAUGGCACUUGGAUGCGUGCUAUGUCUUGAACAAUACUCGUCCACCUACGAUCGUUAUGACUACAUCCAGCUCAAGAAGCCUGACACAUGUUACGACACAGGCGCAGCAACAGAAUAAUGAACGGUAUCAGCAACAGGAUCGCUUUACUACGCCGAAUGUGUUACCGUUUGAGGUGUGGCGAACGAUAUUGGAGUAUAUCACACCUUCACAACUGCUUACUCUUACACAAGUAUCCACGGCUCCCAUGGAAUCCAUGGAAACCAAUAUCAGCAAAGUACGAGAAACGGCUGGUGACUUUGAAGCCAUAGUCACUCGAUUGCUUCAGCAGCACCAGAAUCAACCCACCUGAUGCGUCAAGCAUCACGAGCAACAGAUCCAGGAAGUACGGUGGCAAUAAUAAGGGAGGACCUUGAAUAGCUUCAAAGGACAGCAGAUGAUCCGCGUUUACGCAAAGAUCAUCCGAACGCCACUCAAGAGGGGAUCAACACGUUAGCUAUAUGCCGCUAUAUGCGGCGAUGGCUCCAAGAAUGUCGCUGGAACGACAUUGUAGAUGAUACA
Molecule: messenger RNA, 1102 nt
Organism: Zychaea mexicana
Lineage: Eukaryota; Fungi; Mucoromycota; Mucoromycetes; Mucorales; Lichtheimiaceae
Exons: 5
Coding region: 42-893 (283 amino acids)
Source: RefSeq, a predicted model, not a curated record